GACGACUCCAGCAGCAACCGCGGCUUGCUUUUCAAACAGAGGAAACCCGUGUGCGCACCAGUGCUGUAAGCAGCGAGGAUGUCGGUGCCUUUCUCAAACACAUCGCUGCGCGUUCCCCGGGGGUUUGGGAACGUCCUGCAGGGGCUUGCCAGGGAGGUCUUGAGGGAGCAGCCCAAAGACAUCCCCGCAUUCGCUGCUCAGUACUUCAGAGGACUGCUCCUGGAGAGAGAGAAAAGUGGCAUAGAUCCAGUGGAAUGGGGUGCUGCAAUUGAAGACAGGUUCUACAAUAACCAAGCAUUUAAGUCAGAUUCACAUUUGCUAAGUGGAGAGGCAGGGGAACAAAUGGAUUUUGACAGCCCUGACAAAGAAGAAGCCAUCAUAAAGAUCCAGGCUUCCUAUAGAGGUUAUGCAGUCCGGCAAACGUUGAAGAAAUCGGCAACAUCUGAAAAUGAAGACACAUCAAGUAAAGAUAAGGAACCUGUUGACACUGAAUUAAUAGAAGCAGCUUGUGCAGCAACAACCAGCACUGCAAACCUCAACAUCUGUGCAGAGGAACUGGAUAUCGGUCUGAUGGGAGGUGGAGAAGCUGAUGAUCCAGCAAACAGAGAUGUCUGUGCAACUGAACUGGGACAGGAGCCAUCCCUUGAUCUUUUAUUCGCCGGCAUUGCAGACAAGGACAUUUGUGGUGAGGAGCUGCAGAUUCAUCCCGUUACCGAACCAGAAGGUUCAGCUCAAGAAACUUUGGAAUCAGCAGCAAAAGAAGAGGCUGCAACUGGUGCAGGGGAAAGUGUGAUUGAGGAAGGAGACCACGCAACUGAAGAUCACAAGACCCCAAGGAAGGUUCAAACUGGUGACCAGCCUUCAGAAGAAUCGAUGGUCCAAGCAGAAGCUGAUCCUGCUGCUACUGUGAAUGAAGCUAAGGCAGAAGAAGACCAGGGGCAACAAGCUGAAACUGCCAUGGAAGCUGAACCAGAGAUAGAAGCUCAACCAGUGAUGGAGGACCUGCAGGACGAAGUAAGUUCUGCAGCCCCUGUAGAUGCAACUCAACCGAUAGACCAGGCAGAGCAACACAGUGAAAUAGAGGUUUGUGAGAAUGAAACAACAGAGACACAGCUCAAGACAGAGGCAGAAGCCACUAUUGAUGCCAAAGCUCAGAAUGGAAGUGCAGAAAAGGAGGAAGAAAAAGAAUUAGUGAAAGAUACUGAGGAGGAAGCUGGAGAUCAGGAUGUGAAGCAGGAAAAAGAGGAUCCAGAUGGAGGAGAUACGGUGAGAGCAAGCCUUGAGACUGAAGAGGCUGAUGGAAAAGACCAGGCCCCAGCUGAGGAAACAGAAGACCAGUCAGAUUAUAAGGCUGAGACUGAGGAGGAAAUAAGAGAAGCAGAAAGCGAGAACACUGAAAAAGACCUUCAGGAGGAACAAACUGAGGUCCCAGUUGAGGAGACCGAAAUCCGGUCAGAAGAUAAAGCUGAGGAACCUGUAGAACAAACUGAGGUCCCAGGUGAGGAGACUGAAAUCCGGUCAGAAGAUACAUCUGAGGAACCUGUAGAAGAAGCUCUGGCAGAAAGGUUGGAAGGUGAAGCAGACGAAAGCAAGAACGAAGGCAAAGAACUACAUGAGGAAGAUGAGGAAGAAACAGAGGGCCCAGCUGAGCAAACAGAAGUAGCCCAGUCUGAAGAUAAGGCUGGGAAUGAGGGAGCUGUAGACAAAGCUGAGGAAGUAGGACAUGAACGAGAGGCAGAAGAAAAGGAGAAUACUGAAGCUGACAUUGACAAUACGCCUCCGCUCUGGGUGAGCUCUGAGUGUGCUGAGGGGAUACAAGGUCACAUUGUGCCCACUGACACUAUAACUUGUCCCCAUGAUGAAAAUGAUUAA
Molecule: messenger RNA, 1872 nt
Organism: Polyodon spathula (Mississippi paddlefish)
Lineage: Eukaryota; Metazoa; Chordata; Actinopteri; Acipenseriformes; Polyodontidae
Gene: spa17
Product: sperm autoantigenic protein 17
Exons: 8
Coding region: 79-1872 (597 amino acids)
Molecular function (GO): calmodulin binding
Source: RefSeq, a predicted model, not a curated record